UCCCAACACCUCCCACAAAUCCCUUUUCCAUAUUCAUGUGUUGUUGUUUUGUUUUGAGAUCCAGUGGAUUUGGUCAGGGAAUUCUGUGUGACCUUAGGCUUGGAAGGCUCUACUGGAGCCAUAUGGACUCAGCAGGGGUUACACCGCUAAUGGCAGUGAUCCCCCAGUUUCCAGAGUUUGUCAUUACUCCUAAACAUAAGAAAGAUACAUGGAGAACUUGAAGACCAGAACCAUUCAGACACAAUGAGCUUGAAGUUACUUAUUGAUUACAACACCCAGGACUUAUUUGUUAACAGAGACACAAACCAAGACUUGGAUCACUCCCAUAUCACAGGGUAAGUGGGACCUUAGGAAAGGGACACUCUAAGCCCAGGUCUUCCAGGCGUCACAAAGAUGGAUUCAUAGAGAAUAAGCUCAUAUUAAAAACUAUAAUAUACCCAAGGUUACCCUGAAGAUAAGAGCAGAAGAAACAGACCAGCCCAUAAGUAAGAUUCUUCAGAUUCUUCAGACGGCACAUAUGUAUGUAUGUAUAUGUAUAUGAAAGUAAGUAUAUAUUAUAUUUACAUUUAUUUUUAUGUUUUAAAAAUUAAAAAUAAGAAUGGCAAAUACAGACGGAAUGAAUUUCUCUGUAAGAAAAUACAGGCAUUUCCAGAAAAGAACCAAGUAGAACUCUCAGAAGUGAUAAAUAUCACUGCAAAUAAAAUUUCAAUUGACAUGUUAGAUAUGCACACAAUUGAAAAAAUAAUUAGGAAGCUGGAAGACUAAACUGAGCACAUUCACCUAGAAUGCAACAUGAAAAAAAUAAAACGGAGAACAGGAGACAAUGGGUAUAGAAAUGAACCUUCCAACCUAAGUCUAAUACAAAUACAAGAAGGGGUGGGGUAAGAGAGAUUGGAGAGAAUGAGGAGGAGACAGUGUUCAAGCAGCUAUACAUUGUUCAAGUUGGUGAAUCAUGGAAUCAUUGCCCAGAAAGCUUCAGGUCUCAAGUGAGCACUCUGAACUUGAUUCACUGUGCAUGCACAGAUUUGCUUUGUAGAAUGUGUAAACCAGAGACCAAGCCAAGAAUAUGUAUAUUUUUCCAUAGUACCCUUGGAGCCCAACAAGUCACUUGGUCUACAACUGAGUAGCACCAAGAAUGAAGGUCACACACACCAUUCCCUCUGAGUUCAAUAUAAUCAGCUGAGAUGUAAGUCCAACAACAUUACUUAAUUACUGAAAUGUGAGUAUGUCAGUAGCACCCAUGUUUUUGCAUCAGUGUUCUCACUGAAUGGAUCAUGAAAGACUUAAGUGUAUGAUAUAUUUCUGUCAUUCAGGCUUAGUAUUUGGCUCUUAAGGAUCUGGAGCUUGAGUGGGUUUCUGUAUUUCUUCCCAGGAUAUUUCUGCUCACUGCUAUGUUAGCUAAGAAGAGGUUUAUCUUGUAGCUGAACUAAAUGUAUUUGCAUGUGUAUACAGUGGCUGUUUCUCAUAAAUGCAUUAUCUUGGACAAGCUAAUUGAAUUGUCUAUACCAGUUUUCUCAUUCAUAAAAUUGGGAUAAUAAUAAUAAUUACUGAUCAUAUCAUCAUUAGACAUAUAAAAUUUAAUAUAUGUUAAAAAUCUCAUGAUACUAUUUAUCAGUAUCUUAGUCUGUUUAUUGUUGCUAUAACAAAUAUAUCCAACACUAGGUAGCUUAUGAAGAAUAGAAAUUAAUUUGGCUCACAAAAUCUAGAGCCUGGAAGUCUAAAAAUGUGGGUCUCACAUAUGCUUGGUUUCUGGCUAGGGCCCAUUGCAUCAUAUCCUAACAGUGGUUGUUGCAUGCUGGUUCAAGCUUGCUAGUUGGAGUUGCUACUCUGUGCUUUAUGGCAUCUCUGAUGCCACCAUGGGGCCAACUCUAAUGACUUCCUCUAAUCCUGGUGGCUUCCCAAAGGCCUCCCCUUCAAAUACCAUACAAUUAGAAAUACAAUUACUGUCAGUGUCUUGGUUCAAGGACACACUAAAUGAUUCAUCCUAGUCUACAGUUAGAUUGUGGUAAAAAAAUGAUCUAUAGGACCUAGAGAAGGGGGAGGAGUGGGUGGUGUGGGGAUGUCUAGAGGCUUAGCGUGUAUUUUACAUGAGAUAGUAUGUUGAAAAAUCUGGGAAGGAUUUGCUCGAGAGCUGUAUCAGAAGCAGAGAUAGAUAUAUAUUCUUGUGUCCUGCCACAACGUUAGAAUUCAGUGAACAAUAAUAAGUGUAUAGGUUGUGUUGAUCUUGUUGACAUUGGUUCACCAGUUGUAGCAGAUUUCUCUUGGUAAGCAUGGCUUCUAACAGUGACAAGACAUCCUUUUAUUUCAAUCUUCAUCACUGUUAUCACCUCUCAGUUCACAUGUUGUGCUUCCCACAAUAAUGUACGCACACACAUAUAGAGAAGCGGUACAUUAUAUGUGCACACGUGUUGCAGAAUUGCCAAGACAGGGUUGAAUCAGCUUCAGAAUUCAGGGGGUCCAUACUGAACAUAGAGGAUGAGAACUAAAGAAGAUGUAGAAGUUGCUCUUUGUCACCGGCGUGGGUUCCAAGGCGCACGGGCCCUGAGUCGCCGCCAUGCUGGUUGCCACAAGUUGGGUUUGUCGCAAAACCUAUGUCACCCCACAGAGACCCUUCGAGAAGUCGCGUCUCGAUCGGUAGCUGAAGCUGAUCGGAGAAUACGGGCUCCGGAACAAACGCGAGGUAUGGAGGGUCAAGUUUACCCUGGCCAAGAUCCGCAAGGCCGCCCGGGAGCUGCUGACCCUGGACGAAAAGGACCCAUUUCGUCUUUUCGAAGGCAAUGCUCUGCUGAGGCGACUUGUUCGCAUUGGGGUACUGGAUGAGGGCAAGAUGAACCUGGGUUACAUCCUGGGCCUGAAGACUGAGGAUUUCUUGCAGAGGCAGCUGCAGACCCAGGUCUUUAAGCUGGGCCUGGCUAAAUCUAUUCACCAUGCCCGUGCGCUCAUCCGCCAGCGUCAUAUCAGGGUCUGCAAGCAGGUGGUGAACAUCCCAUCCUUCAUUUUCCGCCUGGAUUCCCAGAAACACAUUGAUUUCUCUCUCCGUUCUCCUUAUGGUGGUGGACGUCCAGGUCGAGUGAAAAGGAAGAAUGCCAAGAAGGGCCAGGGAGGUGCUGGAGCUGGUGAUGACGAGGAAGAGGAUUAAGUUAAUGCCUCCUUGGACUGGAGAAUUGUCUAGAUUUCCAGUUGACUAAUAAAACAGAAUUAACACUUGUAAAAAAAAACAAGAAGAAGAAGAAGAUGUAGAAGUCUAAGGAGUUGCAGGCACACAGUUGUUAAGGGCAUAGUGUUGUCAAACGCAAGUCUGGGUAGAAGGCAGUUCUUAGUGUCAUGCAAAGAGUUUGUGUUUCCCAGAUGGGAGAAGCUGUAUUUGAGCUGUGUCCCUUGGGACAAGAGCAGAGUCCCUUCCCUUUGCUGAUCUUCCUGGAUGAGGACGUGAUUGGGUGAUGAGUCAGUUUGCAUGUCUUGGGGUGCGGCUCUUUCUACAGUUCCACACAAGAGAUGUUCAUCAUUCAGCAGUUUGAUGUGUGUUCAAUAACUUUAUCUGAUAUGAUUCUGAUACCCACAUGGGUCUGUGUAUUACUGAAGUAACAAGAAGUUCAUAGGUGGUGCUAUUUUGUUUUCAUAAGUAAGUUAUUUAUCAGUCUGUUUUCCUGCCUUUGUGCUGGACAGGUAUUGUUGAUCAUUUACACAAAUAAGAUGUGGAGUCAUUCUCAAAAUGAAGCCAACUGCUGAUUUAUACUCAGGGAUAGACAGAGCCAGAAAGCUGUUGUUCUAUGAAGUUGGAGGAACCUAGAGAAGGCUACAGCCUGACCCCACAUGGGUACUUUAGGGGUGUACAAAGGCCAUGCUUAGACAAAGCACACUGAUUGGAUGUAGGAUGGAUGGUUGGCAGGCUAUGCUGUUUUCUUUCAUAACUAAGCUUUCUGAAAAAAAAUGAAGCCAGCCAACACUUCACAGGAGUGCCUAAGCAGUGGCUUUAGCAGCUCCAGACUUGUAAACCAUAGGAUGCAGAGAUGGGAGAUGUGGCCAGUUGAAGACAUGAAAGGAUUCAGUUCAGUUCCAAGGACAGUAAAUUCUGAAAAGAAAUGGGAGCAAGGUAACAUUCACUAGGUGGAAGAAAGCCAAUGCAUGAGGCACUCAAUUUUACAGCUCAUGCCAUGUUAAAGUUAUGAUGGUUCAAUGAAUCAAUCAGUCAAUGCUUAAACAUUAAAAUGGUUCCUGCUUACUAAAUGAAAUAUUAAAGAAAUGCACCGUGACAAAAACAACAGAAACUCCCCAAUGUCAGUUCUCUCUUCCAUAAAAUGGCAUAUGAGAUGUAUCCACUGGGGCUAUAAUGAAGAAUAUAUAAGGUAAUGUGUGAAAUACACCCCAAACAGAUAAAUCCAUAGUACAUUUUAGUUCAUGCAAUUAUCUACAAUCCAUUCACAUAUUAUUUUGGGCACUCUGAGUCAUUUCUUCAUGAAGUGUUUUCUGUGCAUUGUUAUUUGUAAGUGUAAUCACGAUCAUAUUGCCUAUGUAAAUUUAGAUGAAUUAUAUGUACUAAUGUUGUGUUGUGCUACAAUUUUAAAACUGCCUAAGGGUCUCUUUUGAGUCCCAUCCCCAAGUCUCAGCUCAUCUCCUUCCUAUUGUUUCACUUUAACAGAACAAGAGUUUCUGGGGAGAAACAAUUUUGGUCAUAACAAACUACUUAUUCUCAAAGCUAAGUAGCCCAGGGCUCUGUCCUGGGGACCCUUCUGUACUAUCAUGAAAGAUUUAUUCCAUGACCAACCUU
Cricetulus griseus (Chinese hamster) is the source of this 4768-nucleotide messenger RNA. The record is from RefSeq and is a predicted model, not a curated record. Lineage: Eukaryota; Metazoa; Chordata; Mammalia; Rodentia; Cricetidae.